Messenger RNA from Zonotrichia leucophrys gambelii, 1355 nucleotides. It is a transcript of the gene NKX2-3, whose product is annotated as NK2 homeobox 3. Gene Ontology annotation, molecular function: RNA polymerase II cis-regulatory region sequence-specific DNA binding; DNA-binding transcription factor activity, RNA polymerase II-specific. Bases 337 to 1320 code for a protein of 327 amino acids. The record is from RefSeq and is a predicted model, not a curated record. Gene Ontology annotation, biological process: cell differentiation; regulation of transcription by RNA polymerase II. The transcript is spliced from 2 exons. NCBI's taxonomy places the organism in Eukaryota, Metazoa, Chordata, Aves, Passeriformes, Passerellidae. Gene Ontology annotation, cellular component: nucleus.
ACAUUGCUAUUUCUGGCCGGGCGGCCGGAGCCGGGCAGGGGGCCGGCUCUGCCUCCCCCUCUCUCCAAUGGUGAGGCCGCCCCCGGCCCCUCCUUGCCGUGACGUGCCGGCCCGGGGCAGAGGAGGCUCCCGAGCCUUUGGCUGUCCCUGCAGAAGCUGUAACAAAACGCAGACCCCCAGCGCCGAGCUAAUGGAGGCAACUUAGACAGAAGCAGGCGCGGCCCCUCGUCUCUCGGCGCUGCCUGCUCCCCCCGCACCGGGCGCGGCGCUCCCCGCCGAGCAGCCGCCCGAGCGCCGCCGGGCCCGCGGGACUGCCUGGCCGCUUGCGCUGCCCCGAUGAUGUUACCGAGCCCCGUCACCUCCACACCCUUCUCUGUCAAAGACAUCCUCAACCUGGAGCAGCAGCAGGACCCGCACUAUGGGGCCCAGCUCCCGCACCACCUGGAGCACCACUUCCACCCCGCUGCCUGCCUGCUGGCGGCCGCCGACGGCGCCCGCUUCUCCGACGGCGAGGAGGAAGAGGAGGAGGAAAAGCUCUCCUACCUGAGCCCCAUGGCAGCGCCCGGCAGCCAGGCGGACGCGCGGAUCUCCGCCGACAACUACGUUCACGCCGUGCUGCGCAGCUCCUGCGAGGCUCCCGGGCCGGGAGAAGAGCUGGACCCGGCGGUCCGAGACCCAAAGAGCUGCGUCCUGAAGAAGCCGCUGGACGCAGCGGAGAAGGCGGAGGAGACGGAGAGGCCGAAGCAGCGGAGCCGGAGGAAGCCGCGCGUACUCUUCUCCCAGGCGCAAGUCUUCGAGCUGGAGCGCCGGUUCAAGCAGCAGCGUUACCUGUCGGCGCCCGAGCGGGAGCACCUGGCCAGCAGCCUCAAGCUCACCUCCACGCAGGUGAAGAUCUGGUUCCAGAACCGGCGCUACAAGUGCAAGCGGCAGCGGCAGGACAAGUCGCUGGAGCUGGGCGGCCCCGCGGCCCCGCCGCCGCCGCGCAGGGUGGCCGUGCCCGUGCUGGUCCGUGACGGCAAGCCGUGCCUCGGCGGGUCGCAGGGCUACAGCUCGGCGUACAACGGGCCCUACUCCUACAAUGGCUUCCCCGCCUACGGCUACGGCAACGCAGCCUCCUACAACCCCGGCUACGGCUGCACCUACCCGGCGGGCACCGGCGGCGCGUCCAUGCAAGCCGCCUGCAGCCCGGCGGCGGCCGCCAGCCCCUUCGUGAACGUGGGCGGCCUCGGCGGUUUCAGCGGCGGCGGCCAGCCGCUGCACCAGCCGGCGGCGGGGCCUUCCUGCGGCCAGGGCGCACUGCAGGGCAUUCGGGCCUGGUAGCCCGCACGCACUGAGGGUCGGGAGCGGACCGACAG